CAGACUGUCAAUGUGCAGGCGCGCGUGCAGACGUCGCGCGCGACCGGCAACAAGAUGUGCUUCCUGGUGCUCCGCGAGGCCACUGCGACUGUGCAGGCCCUGGUGCUGGCCAACAAGGAUACCAUCAGCAAGCAGAUGGUGAAGUUCUCGACCAGCCUGUCGAACGAGUCGAUCAUCAAGGUUGUCGCCGAGGUCGUCAAGCCGCAGGAGCCCGUGAAGAGCUGCACCGUCGGUGAUGUCGAGCUGCACAUCUCCAAGCUGUUUGUGAUCAGCGAGGCCCUCGCGCAGCUGCCGUUCUCGCUCGAAGACGCCAGCCGGCCGGAGGCUGACUACGAGAAGGACCCGUCGCUGGUCAAGGUGCUGCUCGACACGCGCCUGAACAACCGCGUGGUGGAUCUGCGCACCAUCACCAACAACGCCAUCUUCAAGAUCCAGGCCGCCGUGGGCAACCUGUUCCGCGAGUUCCUGUCGAACCAGGACUUCACCGAGAUCCACACCCCCAAGAUCAUCAGCACGGCCAGCGAGGGCGGCGCCAACGUCUUCAAGGUCUCGUACUUUAAGCGCUUCGCCUACCUGGCCCAGUCGCCGCAGCUGUUCAAGCAGAUGUGCAUUGCUGCUGAUUUCGGCAAGGUCUACGAGGUCGCGCCAGUGUUCCGCGCCGAGGACUCCAACACCCACCGCCACCUGACCGAGUACAUCGGUCUUGAUGUGGAGUGCGCGUUCCGCGAGCACUACCACGAGGUCAUGUACAUGCUGGGCGACAUGUUUGUCUACAUCUUCAAGAACCUGGAGGAGCGCUACGCCCACGAGCUGGCGAUUGUGCGCCGCCAGUACGCCUCGGAGCCGAUCCAGUUCAGCGACAAGCCGCUGCGUCUCGAGUACAAGGACGCCGUGGCGCUGCUGCGCAAGAACGGCGUCGAGAUGGGCGACUUUGAGGACCUGUCGACGCCCAACGAGAAGCUGCUGGGCAAGCUGGUCAAGCAGGAGUACGGUACCGACUUCUACAUGCUGGACAAGUUCCCGCUGGCGGUCCGUCCCUUCUACACGAUGCCGGACCCCGAGAACGAGAACUACUCGAACUCGUACGACUUCUUCCUGCGCGGCGAGGAGAUCAUGUCGGGAGCCCAGCGUAUCCACGACGCCAAGUACCAGGAGGAGCGUGCCAAGGCCCACGGCAUCGAGCCCGACACCCUCAAGGACUACAUUGAUGCCUUCAGGCUCGGUUGCCCGCCCCAUGCUGGUGGCGGUAUCGGCCUGGAGCGUGUCGUCAUGUUCUACCUGGGCCUGGGUAACAUCCGUCGCUCGUCGCUGUUCCCCCGCGACCCGAAGCGCCUGGACCCGUAAAUAGAUCUGGUUUUUUUAUUCUUACGAGAUGCUCUCGAAAUUACAAUUUAUUCCCGGUACUUUACUCUGUUGA
Messenger RNA from Linderina pennispora, 1417 nucleotides. RefSeq names its product aspartyl-tRNA synthetase. Gene Ontology annotation, biological process: aspartyl-tRNA aminoacylation. The record is from RefSeq and is a predicted model, not a curated record. The coding region runs from base 55 to 1344 and encodes 429 amino acids. The transcript has 2 exons. Gene Ontology annotation, molecular function: aspartate-tRNA ligase activity; ATP binding; RNA binding. Gene Ontology annotation, cellular component: cytosol; cytoplasm; aminoacyl-tRNA synthetase multienzyme complex. Lineage: Eukaryota; Fungi; Kickxellomycota; Kickxellomycetes; Kickxellales; Kickxellaceae.